AUGCGCCAGGAUGCGGUAAUGCAGCAGGUGUUCGGUAUAAUGAACAUACUGCUGCGCCACGAUAAGGAAACGGCGCACCGGAAGCUGUCCGUGCGCACGUACAAGGUGGUACCGCUGUCGAGGCAAAGCGGCAUACUGGAAUGGUGCAACAACACGAUGCCGAUCGGUGCGUGGUUGCUUUCCGGGCAUGCCAAGUAUCGGCCGCAGGACCUGGAACCGACAGCGGCGCGGAAAAGUUUUCCAAUGUAUAACGCGGUGGCCGGCAUGACGUUGCCGAAGAAGCUGAAAAACUAUGAAGAAAUCUGUGACAAAAUUCGGCCCGUCUUUCGGCACUACUUUCUCGAGCAGUACCUGAAGCCGGGCGUGUGGUUCGAGCGGCAGCAGAACUACAUCAAAAGUGUGGCCGCCAGCUCGAUGAUCGGGUACGUGCUGGGCAUCGGCGAUCGGCACGUGCAGAACAUCCUGAUCGACAAGCUAACAGGGGAGGUGAUCCAUAUUGAUUUUGGCAUAGCGUUCGAGAGGGGGAAAAAUCUGCCCACCCCGGAGACCGUCCCGUUCCGCUUGACGCGUGACAUUGUGGAUGGUAUGGGGAUAAGCGGUGUUGAGGGUGUUUUCCGCAAAUCGUGCGAGGAAACGCUGGAAGUGUUGCGGAACAAUCAGACGGUGAUCCUCGCCAUCCUGGAGGUGCUGCUGUACGAUCCGCUCUACUCGUGGAACGUGCUGUCAAACAAGAAAGCAAACCGUCGGCAACAGCAAGCCUUCCUUUCGCCAUCCGGUGACGCUGAUGAGGCCGAUGGAGCGGUCGGUGGUCUGCCGAUGGAUGCGGCUAAUAUCAAUGUGACGGCCGAGCGUACGUUGAUGCAGGUGGAAGAGAAGCUGCUUGGCCAGGAGGACAACAAGUACAUCUCAGUCGAUGGGCAGGUGCAAAUGCUAAUCUUCAACGCAAUGAACAAGCGCAAUCUCUGUCAAGUGUUUGCGGGAUGGCAACCGUACCUGUGA
Molecule: messenger RNA, 999 nt
Organism: Anopheles merus
Lineage: Eukaryota; Metazoa; Arthropoda; Insecta; Diptera; Culicidae
Product: serine-protein kinase ATM-like
Exons: 3
Coding region: 1-999 (332 amino acids)
Biological process (GO): DNA repair
Molecular function (GO): protein binding; protein serine/threonine kinase activity
Source: RefSeq, a predicted model, not a curated record